Gavialis gangeticus (Gharial) is the source of this 3277-nucleotide messenger RNA. It is a transcript of the gene PACSIN2, whose product is annotated as protein kinase C and casein kinase substrate in neurons 2. Gene Ontology annotation, molecular function: protein binding; phospholipid binding. The transcript has 12 exons. Gene Ontology annotation, biological process: actin cytoskeleton organization; caveola assembly; regulation of endocytosis. The coding region runs from base 143 to 1606 and encodes 487 amino acids. Lineage: Eukaryota; Metazoa; Chordata; Crocodylia; Gavialidae. Gene Ontology annotation, cellular component: endosome; plasma membrane; cytoplasm. The record is from RefSeq and is a predicted model, not a curated record.
GGACUCUAGGGUGGUGGUGGUGGCUGGCUCUCGUAGUCGGAAGCCGGAGCCGAGCGGGAGCGGGCGCUCGUCGAGCCCAGAUUUUGAGGAUCUAGUGUUGACAACAGAACACUGACUGCUUUCAGGCUCUUCCUAUACAGAAAUGUCUGGAUCAUAUGAUGAUUCCAUUGGAGUAGAGGUUUCCAGUGAUAGCUUUUGGGAGGUUGGGAAUUAUAAACGGACAGUAAAGCGGAUUGAUGAUGGUUACAGGCUUUGCAAUGAUCUAAUGAAUUGUAUUCAUGAACGCGCCAGAAUAGAAAAGGGCUAUGCUCAGCAGCUUACCGAAUGGGCAAAAAGAUGGAAACAGCUUGUGGAAAAAGGUCCACAAUAUGGAACAGUAGAAAAGGCUUGGUGUGCAUUCAUGUCAGAAGCUGAAAAAGUAAGUGAACUACAUCUAGACAUAAAAGGUGCACUGAUGAAUGAGGACUUUGAAAAGAUCAAGAACUGGCAGAAGGAGGCCUUUCAUAAGCAAAUGAUUGGAGGAUUUAAGGAAACCAAAGAAGCAGAUGAUGGAUUUAGGAAGGCUCAGAAACCCUGGGCAAAAAAGCUAAAAGAGGUGGAAGCUUCAAAGAAAGCAUACCAUGCAGCAUGCAAAGAGGAGAAAUUGGCUACGUCCAGAGAAGCCAAUAGCAAAGCAGAUCCUGCACUGAAUCCUGAACAACUUAAAAAGCUACAAGAUAAAGUGGAAAAAAGCAAACAAGAUGUGCAGAAGACCAAAGAAAAGUAUGAAAAAUCACUGAAAGAGCUGGAUAAUGCUACUCCUCAGUAUAUGGAAAACAUGGAGCAGGUAUUUGAACAGUGCCAACAGUUUGAAGAAAAACGUCUACGUUUCUUCCGGGAAGUGUUACUGGAAGUUGAGAAACACCUGGAUUUAUCUAAUGUUGUGAGUUACAAAAAUAUCUACCGUGAAUUGGAGCAGAACAUCAAAGCAGCAGAUGCUGUUGAAGACCUUAGGUGGUUCAGAGCUAAUCAAGGUCCUGGGAUGUCUAUGAAUUGGCCUCAGUUUGAGGAUGAAGAGUAUUCUGGAGAUCUAAACCGUACUCUUAGUAGAAGGGAAAAGAAGAAACCUGCAGAUGGAGUGACUCUAACUGGUAUUAGCCAGACAGGAGAUCAGGCUUCACAGCCUAACAAACAUAGCAGCAAUCUUAGUGUCCCGAGUAACACAGUGCAGUCAGUACAAUCAAGUUACAAUCCCUUUGAAGAUGAAGAAGAUACUGGGAGUACUGUCAGUGAAAAGGAGGACAAUAAAAUCAAAAAUGUUAGCAGCUAUGAGAAAAAUCAAAGCUACCCUACAGAGUGGUCAGAUGAAGAGCCCAACAAUCCAUUUUCUUCCUCUGAUGCCAAUGGAGAAACUAAUCCAUUUGAUGAAGAUACCUCCCUGGCAGUGGAGGUGAGAGUACGUGCACUCUAUGACUAUGAGGGUCAAGAGCAAGAUGAACUCAGCUUUAAGGCUGGGGAUGAACUAACUAAAACAGAAGAUGAAGAUGAACAAGGUUGGUGCAAAGGACGUCUAGACAGUGGACAAGUUGGCUUAUACCCUGCAAACUAUGUAGAACCAAUCCAGUGAUGAAGGCUUAAGUUAUUCUGGAAAUAUUGCUUUUAUCAUGUAGGACUGUACAGUACAUAUUUUCAAUGAGGGAAACUGAAUGAUAUAUAGAAUGUAUAUAUUUUAAUGCAAAGGAAUGAUGGCUUGAAAUUGACAUCAUAGUGAUUUAAAGACAAAAGCUAGACCUGGUAACAUGAAAUUUUUUUCACAACUUGUACACAAUGCAAAACAAAAAGGUUAGGUUGAAAAAAUAUGGGAAACAAGAAAUGACCCUUUAAAAAGCUGCUUUUCCAUCUCAUCUGUUACCAUCACUUUUUAUGUUUUGCAUUUUAUGCUUGUGCAUAAAACCUGUCCUGGUGUGUGGCUUAUGCUCACUUUUGUUUAAUCAGUUAUUUUAAGUGGCCUUCAGUAAUUGGCAAGUUGAAUGUUUAAGACUAUGACCAUUAAUUAUAUAAUUUGUUCUUAGCAAUGUCUGAAAGAUGCAGUAUUUUUUUAUUUAAAGGCAAUGUAGUCGAGCACCUUUGUAUUGGUUGGGUUUAUCGAUGAAUUCUUAAAUUAUGACAUAGAUAACCAGUUAACUGAAGGAAAACUGUUUCCAUGUUGUAAAAAAUCUUUCCAUGCUAUCAGCAUGGUUUAAAGUUGUAAAAAAAAGUAUUGUAUUUAAUAAAUGUCUGUUACAGAAGAUUGUUUGUAGCAGAAAUAUCUGCAGGUAUUGUGGGUUGAGUUUCUAUUCUGGAUGCCAUUUAUGCAUUUUGACAUUUAAUUGCCAGUUUCCAAAACAGAUAUUCAGUAGUACUCUAAAAGCAAAACAGUCACACACAAACCCCAGAAUAUUUCAGAGUAUUUCCAGCAUGGUCUUGCUGAGAAAUUUGCCAUUCUGUAAAUUCACUGACUUAUUGUAUCAAUGAUUUAGAAUGUUAAAUGUGUAUGGAAAAAUAACUUUUUUCAAGCAAAGACAACUGUAAAAUAGAGUAAAUGCUUUUUAUUAAGAAGCUGUUUAAGUUGUGAGUAUGUACAUAUCAUUUGAUUUAAAAAAAAAAACUUUGAAGCUGACAUCUACUGUUGAUUAGCAAGUUUUUUGACUGUGGAUUAGAUUUAGGCUAUGCUUGAAAAAUCAAAUUAUAGAUAUGUUUAAAUCUGCUUUGUCACUCUAUAUUAGUUAUUGUACCAUAGACUAAAUAUUCUGUGGUUCAGAUUCUUGUAAAUGUAGCAGUAUCCUCAAAAUAUGUAUUUGUUGCUAAAUUGUGGAUCCAGAUGAAAACUACCAUUAGUCCCUAUGUGGAUUAUUGUAGCAGAACACUGUAAAAAUUUUACAUCUUGUUGCUAUUACGACUCAGUCGUAUGUAAUAGUAUUAAAUAUCAUACAUUUGUGAUAAAUUUUAAAAUAUGGGUUAUAGGUUACACCAGGUUUGUCUUUAAAAAAAAAUCUAAAUCUUAUCAGGUGGAUUGAUGUCACUUUGGGAAGCUACACUGUAAUAAAAUUAAAUCUGUUUUGAGGCAAUUUAAACACUGUAGGCACUCCUGACUAUACUGUUUGUUUUUUGAGAUCAUAGAGCUAUAUUCAGUCAGCAUUUCCAAUGAGUUAAAAUGUGCAAGCUUAGGCAGUGGUGUAUGUAUGUAUCUGUUUUAAAUUUGCCAGCAUAAUUACUUGUUCAUCCACAAAAUAGUUAUUAAAACUGUUAUAAUUUUUGG